This is a messenger RNA of Acipenser ruthenus (sterlet), 8643 nucleotides long. Its product is annotated as nuclear receptor coactivator 2-like. Gene Ontology annotation, cellular component: nucleus. Gene Ontology annotation, biological process: cellular response to hormone stimulus; positive regulation of transcription by RNA polymerase II. The record is from RefSeq and is a predicted model, not a curated record. Gene Ontology annotation, molecular function: nuclear receptor binding; protein dimerization activity. Lineage: Eukaryota; Metazoa; Chordata; Actinopteri; Acipenseriformes; Acipenseridae. The transcript has 23 exons. The coding region runs from base 284 to 4960 and encodes 1558 amino acids.
UGCAAGCUUGCUGUAGUAAUGAGUAGAUAGUGCCCGUAGUGUGUGGGGGAGGAUCUCUUUUGAGAUAAACAAGCAGCAGUCAUCAGGCACUAGGAACAUGGCGGCGGCAGACCGAGCUAGAGAGACGUUUUCCAAAUCCGAAGGUCAGAGCCGGACAUAACAUAGAGGGUUUUAACUACGUGUGAAGUUGAUGAUGACUAAAGAUUACCAUUUAUUCUACUGCUGCAGAAAUGCCUUGGGGGUGUUUUUUGGAAUAAAGCCAAGUUGCUGAUAUGCGUUGAGGAUGAGUGGUGUGGGUGAAAAUACCUCUGACCCUGCAAGGGCAGAAUCCAAGAAGCGCAAAGAAUGUCCAUCCGACCAGCUGGGACCCAGCCCUAAACGAAGCACUGAAAAACGCAAUCGCGAGCAUGAAAAUAAAUACAUCGAGGAACUUGCCGAGCUGAUCUUUGCAAACUUCAACGAUAUCGAUAACUUCAAUGUUAAGCCUGACAAAUGUGCAAUCUUGAAAGAAACUGUGAAACAGAUUCGUCAGAUAAAAGAACAAGAACAAGCUGCCACAGCCAAUGAAGAGGAGGUGCAAAAGGCUGACGUGUCGUCGACAGGCCAAAGUGUUAUUGACAAAGAUGCCCUUGGACCAAUGAUGCUUGAGGCCUUAGAUGGGUUCUUCUUUGUAGUGAACCUAGAGGGAAGCAUUGUGUUUGUGUCUGAGAAUGUGACCCAGUACCUGAGGUACAACCAGGAGGAGCUCAUGAACACCAGUGUGUACAGUGUCCUGCACGUGGGGGAUCAUGCAGAGUUCAUCAAAAACCUGCUGCCUAAAUCUCUAGUGAAUGGGGUGCCCUGGCCAAACGAGAAUCCACGUAGGAACAGCCACACGUUUAACUGUCGGAUGCUGGUCAAGCCUCCCAGUGACUCAGACGAGGAUGGCCAUGACAGCCAGGAAGCGCAUCAGAACUAUGAAACCAUGCAGUGUUUUGCGGUCUCCGAACCAAAGUCCAUCAAAGAAGAAGGAGAAGAUUUGCAGUCCUGUUUGAUAUGUGUUGCGAGACGAGUUCCAAUGAAGGAAAGGCCAGUCCUUCCAACUCAUGAGAGCUUUACCACGAGGCAGGAUCUGCAAGGCAAGAUUACAUCACUAGAUACAAGUUUGUUACGAGCCUCAAUGAAACCAGGCUGGGAGGACUUAGUGAGACGAUGCAUUCAGAGGUUUCACUUGCAGAACGACGGGGAAAUGUCAUUUGCAAAGAGGCAUCAUCAAGAAGUUCUGAGACAAGGACAAGCUUUCAGCCCCACGUAUCGGUUCUCUCUGUCUGACGGCACCAUUGUCACUGCCCACACGAAAAGCAAACUUGUGCGAUCUCCAGCUACAAAUGAGCCACAGCUUUAUAUGUCACUACAUAUUCUACAAAGAGAGCAGAAUGUUUGCGGGAUGAACAAGGAUAUGCCAGGACAAGCCAUGGGAAAGCAAAUGAAUUCUGUCACUUCAAUGACCCCACCAACCCAGGGAGGCAUGCCUGCUGGAAUGCCAGGUCAGGAUAUGACUAUAAGCAGCAAUACAAACUUCAACGCUGUUGGAGGGCCGAAGGAUCAGACUGUUAUGGGGCAGAUGCCGGGCAGUAGGUUUGGGUGCCAGGGAGUAAUGAACCACUCCCCUGGCAUGCAGGCGGCCACUCCUCAGGGUAGUAACUAUGCACUCAAAAUGAAUAGCCCGUCGCAAAACAGCCCUGGCAUGAACCAUGGGCAGCAAAACUCAAUGCUGUCUCCCAGGCACCGCGUCAGCCCAGGUGUGGGCAGCCCACGCAUCCCCCCCACUCAGUUCUCACCUGCAGGAAGCUUGCACUCGCCAGCAGGAAUGUGCAGCAGCACAGGAAACAGCCAUAGCUACACCAGCAGUUCCCUUAAUGCACUUCAGGCCCUCAGUGAAUGCCAUGGGGUCACCAUCGGGCAGUCUUUAGCUUCACCCGACAGGAAAUUAGGUAAUGCGCAGAGUUCUCCCAUAAACAUCAACCCUCACCCGCUGACCAAGAUGAGCAGCUCAGACUUUGGGUUGUUUGGGGAUCCGGCCCCCUCAGAGACAAGUCAACAGGAGGGGAGCUGCCAUCCUGGAGAGCAGAAGGACAAUGGCGAAAAUAGUCAAUUCAGCAGUGGGGAGAGGACCGAGGCACAAAACCGACUGCAUGACGGCAAGGGGCCCACAAAACUCUUGCAGCUGCUAACCACCAAGUCCAAUCAAAUGGAAUCUUCUUCACCUUUACCAGGUACUAGCGGAGACUAUAAUAACAAGGACUCCAUGGGCAGCGCCAUAGUAGGGGGCAACCAGUCAGUUGUAGGAUCUCUGGGGCAUGGGACUUCACUGAAGGAGAAGCAUAAGAUUUUGCACAGACUCUUGCAGAACAGUAGCUGUUCUGACUUGGCCAAACUUACAGCAGAAGCCACAGGAAAAGACAUCAGCCAGGAGGGCAACAAUACAGGUCCUGGCUCCGAAAUGACAAUUAAACAGGAGCCAAUGAGCCCCAAGAAGAAGGAGAAUGCGCUGCUUCGCUAUUUACUGGAUAAGGAUGAUACUGGUUUACAGGAGAAAAACAUUAAUUUAGGGGAGAGCAAGAUAGACCCUUGUAGUAGCACUAAGAAGUCAAACACAAAGAUGGAGAAACAGGAUCCGGGCUAUGAACAAUCAGAACAGUCGAGUGAAUUGGAUGACAUUCUAGAUGACCUGCAGAAUAGCCAGCCCCAGCUUUUCUCUGACACCCGGCCUGUUUCUGUAUCUGCGCCGGUGGACAAACAAGCCAUCAUCGACGACAUCCUUCAGAUCACCGGGGAAAACAGUCCUGCUACAUCCCUGGGUCCACAGAAACAAUUCCCUGGCAUGCUGCAAGGCACCUUCAGUAACCCCAGGGCAGGCCAGCCUGGCAGAGGCCCACCUGUCCGCAGCAUGGACGGCAAUGUGCCGACUCAAGCCUCUUCAGGACCUUUUCAAACCAUGAGAAACAACAGUCCGUAUUCGGUCAUGUCCCAGCAGGGAAUAAUGGGAAAUCAGGUCAUGAUGUCAAGCCAGGCAAAUUUAAUAAACACAGGGAUGCUCGGUGGUAACCCUCCGAGAGCCAACAUGCCGUCGGGAGACUGGGGGCCCCUGGGCGCUGUCGUCAACAGCACCAACUCAGCAGUGUCCGGCACCAUCAACAGACCAAUGCAGCCAGGAGCUGGAAGCAUGGUCCGAAACACGGCGCCAGGGGUCUCGAUGAGACCCAACAGCCAGUCUGGCCCGAGACAGAUGAUGUCGUCUCAGAUAAUGGGUAUGGCCCAACCUGAUCUGGAUAUGGGAAUGUCGGGUCCCCAGUUUACCCAGCAGCAGGUACCACCCAAUCAGACUGCACCUUGGCCAGACAGCAUGCUGCCCAUUGAGCAGGGGCCCUUCGGGAAUCAAAACAGACAAGCCUAUAACAGCUCCCAGGAUGAUUUGCUGUGCACGCCUGCUACCACAGAAGCCCUGACAGAUGAAGGCACUCUGCUCAAUCAGCUCUACUUGGUACUAAAAGACUUUGACGGCCUGGAGGAAAUAGACCGUGCUUUGGGGAUACCUGCGUUGGUCAGCCAGGUAAUCUUUAAACCUGCGCUUCUAUGUUCACGUGAAAUCUGCAGCAAAGAGAACCAGGCGGUGGACCCUGAGCAGUUUCCAAGCCAGGACCCCAGUAUGAUGCUAGAGCAGAAGCCUCCUAUUUACAGCCAGCAGUAUUCUGCUCCACCUCCCAUGCCCCAGGGAAAUUACCCUCCCAUGCAGGAUGCCAGUUUUCACCCCCUGGCCAAUCAGAUGGGCCAGAGACCUGGCUACUCAAUGUUGCGUAUCCAGACAAGGCCUGGGCUGCGGCCCACCAGCAUGGUGCCUAACCAACCCAACCAGCUGAGGCUUCAGCUUCAACACAGACUGCAAGCACAGCAGAACCGUCAGCCACUGGUGGGUCAGCUCAACAAUGUCUCCAACAUGAACCUACCUCUAAGACAAAACGUACCACCCCAGGGAACCAUCAAUGCUCAGAUGUUGGCUCAGAGACAGAGGGAGCUCUUGAGCCAGCACCUGCGCCAGCGCCAACUCGAGCAGCAGCAGCGGCAGCAACAGCAGCAGCAGAGAGCCAUGAUGAUGCGGGCGCAGGGCCUCAACAUCCCGCCCAGCAUGGCAGCAACGGCCUCUGGUGGCAUGCCGGGCACCAUGAGCAACCCGCGGAUCCCUCAGGCAAACACACAGCAAUUCCCAUUCCCUCCAAACUACGGUACUGGACUUAAAUCCCCACCACCCUCCACCAGCCCUUUCUCCCCAGUGUCUCCCAGCCACCCUGGGUCACAGCUCCUCUCACUCAGCUCCUUGCAUGGCUCCCAGAUGAGUCUGGCUAACCAGGGAAUGAUGGGAAAUAUGGGAGGACAGUUUGGGCCUGUAAUGAGUCCCCAAAUGCAGCACAAUGCCUUCCAGUUUCCCAGCUCAGGGAUGAAUCAGCAACCUGACGCAGGAUUUGGUGGAGCUGCUGCCCCUCAAAGCCCCCUGAUGUCACCCAGGAUGAGUCACGCUCAGAGUCCCAUGAUGCAACAGCCCCAGGCUAACACAACCUUCCAGUCAUCGUCUGAGAUGAAUGGAUGGCCACAGGGGAAUAUGAGUGGAAACAGCAUGUUUUCGCAACAGUCGUCACCUCAGUUUGGGCAACAGUCAAAUGCCAGCAUGUACAACAACAACAUGAACAUCAAUGUGUCCAUGGCAACAAACUCCAGCAGUAUGAACAACAUGAACCAGAUGUCGGGGCAGAUCAGCAUGACCUCAAUGACCUCGGUGCCUACAUCAGGGUUGUCCUCCAUGGGUCCUGAGCAGGUGAAUGAUCCUACAGUGAGGGGAGGAAACCUCUUUCCAAACCAGUUGCCUGCAAUGGAUAUGAUUAAGCAGGAGGGUGACGGGUCUCGGGUGAGAAAUAAAUACUGUUGACCAACACCACUGCUGGGCCCUCAAAACAUUUCCUGACAAUUCAGUGUACUGUCAGUAUUUAACAAGUUGACAUUUAUGACAACAAACCAACUAACCAACUGGCUGAUGAAUAGCUUUGCCAGGCCUGCUCGUGGUAGGCUCCGCAAUCAAAAGGAUCUGAAGAUUAAGGGGAUAAAACAAGAACAACAAACAAACCCUGUUACCAAACAUCACAAAGUAGCAACCUCACCUUGCUUGGUCUCAAGUAAGCGAACUGAAAGCCAGUCAGCAUGUUCAUCGCAUUCACCGUAGUGUGACUUAGGUCUCCCCUGAACAACAAACUGAUAGUGGCAACAGAAUCCUUGUCAGAUGAAUGUAUUCCUUUCUGGGGAAGAUGGCCAUCCUCUUGUUCUAUUUUUCAAUAUACACGGUUUGCUUUUCUCUCCUCUGUCUUUCUCUCAUUUCUCACUUUCCUCUUGCUCUAAUGGGGUGAGAAGGCUUUUUUGUCAGAAUUCUUCACCGUAUUUGAGACUUAAGCCUUUUGCUUGGCAGGGUUUGUUGUAUGAAAAAUAAGAAACUGUGUAAACUGUAGGGGUUAAUAAAUGAAUUAGCGAGAGGUUAUAAAAAAUUAAUGAGUUUUGUAAAAAUUGUUUAUAUUAUAAAGCCAGACCUAUGUAGUCAACAGAAAGGCUGAUUUUAUCUAUCUAUCUAUAUAUAUAUAUAUAUAUAUAUAUAUAUAUAUAUAUAUAUAUAUAAAUAAAAUUCCAUUUUUUUUGUUUUUAUCCAGUACUAUGGUUUAAAAAAAAAAAAAAAAUGCCUGAAAAGGGCACUUGUUUUUUUUGCAGUAAGACCCCAGAAUGGUCCUAUCUGAAUUAUACUCCCAUAAAUGUUGGUCGUUAUCAUUUUGUCAGAUAAACAGUUUUAGUUUGGUUAAAAAUGCCCUCAUAGAUUGGCAGAAAUGUGCUCCUGUUUUAGAGUAGUUCUGAAUAUAUCCAAACCUUUAAAAUCAUGUCCUAAUAUCUGGUCUUAAAAUUGCAAUGUUGUGUCCUGUUGGGAAUGGCAUCCAGCACAUGGAGAUUAUGUUUCAGAUUGUGCCAAGGAGGGGCAUCACAUACAUCAAAGAGGCUCCACUUCUAUUGGCACAGCUAUUGAAAACAAAUAUACAAUGUAUAGGUUAUCACUUGCUGUGAAUAGAAUAAACUGGAGGGGGGAGGAGGAGGAGGAAAGAAAAAUAGCCAUAACUCAAAUUUCUUGUUUUUUUGUUUUUUUUUGGGGGGGGGGGGGGUUAUUUUUUUAUUUUUAAUUUUGGGGGGGGGGGAUUUUUUUUUUAACUGUCAUUUAGAGUGGAGUGUUUAGAAAAAAAACUACUAGGUAGACAACUUUACUGUUCUGGUGUAUGUAACCAAGCAAUAACUAUUACUUGAGAAUCUUUGUUUUACAAUUUUGUACAUUUUAUCUUUAGGCAAAAUUUGUCCUGCAGUUCACUUAGAAAAAAAGGUACUUCAGUAUUAAUUGUAGCUACCUUUUAACUCUGUGCUUCAGAUUAAGGGUGUUCUUGAAUAAUCGUUGUCUGCAGUACUACUCUGAGGAGAGAAAAAUGUGUUGUUGAUGAUUUAAUAUAUUUAUUUUCUAGUAAUUUUGAUUAUUUUCUAGAAAAUCACAUCCCCGCCUUUUUAACAAGUCAUGAAUAAAUGAUUUCCCCUCUUUUCUGUUCUUUUUUUCAUUGAGUCCAGUCCUGCUGGGCUAGCCAGAGAGGCCAGAAGUAUAUAUGCCUUUUUAGUGUGAAGAUAAUAUGUGAAUAGUGUAGGAGAUAGUAUCCUACAAACCAAUAUUGUUUGAAAUGUGGUCUCAAGUUAUAUAGAUUUCAUAAUUUAUUUCAAGUUUUUCUUCUUUUUAGAGGCCUGCUCAAGUGAAUGUAUAACCCAGAAUGAUCUGAUUUAAAAAUGAUAUUAAGACUUGUGAGAAAUAAACUUCACCUGAUUGCUCACUGGGCUUAUUUAUUUCCCUAUUUCUCUUUUUCCGGCUUUAUAUAUGUAUUUUUUUAUUUUGUUUUAUUUUAAAUGAAAAGGGUGCUUAUUUGAAUUAAGGACACCUAUGAGUUGGUCAAUCCUCAUUUUUAGCUAGGUCGUUAUAGUUGUGAUAUUUGGCCCAUUGCUUUUCAUAAGAGAAUAAAAAAUAGCAUGUCAUUGAUCAUGUUCUAUUGGUGAUUUGUAUGGUGUCAUAGUUAGUUAAUCAAAAAUGAACUAACUUCAUAAAAGGCAGUAUAUAUUUUAUUUGCCAGUGCAACUAAUCCACAUAUGCAACCAUGAUUCCUUCAGCGACUUCCCUCCCUCUUCAUUAGCUGCAAUUCUUUCGGUGGUUCCGUUUCCAUAUGUACCAGUAUGUUGGUGGUAUAAGCAUAGCCAUUCCAUUGUAAAACUGUACAUUAUAUUUCUUAUUGUUGUGGAAAUAUAUCUACCAUUAGUGGUAUGUGGCUUUAUUAAGUUUUCCUUUUCACUUUGAGGUUCUAAUGUGGGAGGGGCUUGUUGCACCUUUGGUAACAUCUGGAAGAAAAAAAAAAACGAUGAACAAUACUGUAGCUUAUACUUUAGGUUCUCAUACUGUACAGUGCAUUUUUAAACACAAAAUCAGUAUAUAUGUACACAUCAGCUGUGUGCUGUACAUUACAUUAACAAAACAACUAUUGUUUUAUGGGGGUUGGUUUGUAAUAUUUGCAGAUAACCAUCUUUUACUAAAUUCAGUGCGUAAAAAAAUAUAUAUAUUAAAAAAAAAUACUUUAAGGAAAGAAAAACUAUUUUAGAAUAGUCCAUUUUAGCAUAUGAACUGAAUUUUCCAGCUUUGUCUGCCGAAUCCAAAGAUAACACUGUCAGUUUUAAAAACAUAAGCCAUGAAGUGUUGUGGUUAAAAAAACAUUUUUAUAGUACUUGUACAGGGACAGUUGUGACUGGGAAGCAAAUACCACCUUUGCACACAAAAAUAAUUACAAGAAAAAAUAGAUCAUACAGGCUUUGAUUCAAUUUACAAACUUUCUUGUUUUCUUUUGGAUUUUGGAAAAUUGUAUUUGUUUUAUAUAGUCUGCCAAUUUCAUAGAACAGGUAAAAGCUCAAUGUAAGAACCUCAAAAUGCUAAACCUAGCAUAAUGCCUUAGAUCUGGUUUUAUGUCUUGUAUAUUCCUACAAAGCUGUCUGUUGUAUUAUAUUUGUAUAGUGAAUUGUGUACAAUAUUGAAUGAAUGCAUCCUCAAUUGAUAUGUCUUUGUUGCUGGAAACAGACUACAGCCCUCUUGGCAUAUUCAGCCCAUUUUUGCUGUUAAUUUUCCAUGUUUUGUCUGUGAUCAGUUGUGGGUUAUAUUAUUUGUACAAUUGUUUCUCAUUUAAUGUCUGUAUGAAAAGAUGAGGCAAGGUUAUAAUCUAAGCAAUAUGUAAAAUAUAUGGAUUUUCUGGAGAAAGCUUAGUGUUGCAGGCUCAGAGAUGUAUUUUUCCAGUUGAGUUCACACUAAACAUCACCUUGUUCACCUGCAUUGAUGUUUGUAAUCCUAGUGUGAGCAUUUUAUGCAAAGUUAGAUAUAUUGAGAGAAAUUUAAACACAUUUAUGCAAGUUGUUGACUAAUGCUUCGCUGAUGCUAUUUGCUAUUUGAUGUUAAAUAAUGCCAUUGUAAAUAAAGAAUUCUGUUAUUGCAACAUUUAAUAAAAUGUUUUGACUGGG